Molecule: messenger RNA, 3731 nt
Organism: Lates calcarifer (barramundi perch)
Lineage: Eukaryota; Metazoa; Chordata; Actinopteri; Centropomidae
Gene: amotl2b
Product: angiomotin like 2b
Exons: 11
Coding region: 282-2399 (705 amino acids)
Biological process (GO): regulation of cell migration; establishment of cell polarity involved in ameboidal cell migration; angiogenesis
Cellular component (GO): cytoplasmic vesicle; bicellular tight junction; plasma membrane
Source: RefSeq, a predicted model, not a curated record
UAUCGCCGCCUGCUCUCGCUCCACAAUCAUUUCACAGCAAGAGAGGACCGCGACGGACCGUCCUGGGGGGGUGGAGAAAGAUGAGACACGUUUGAGUCGAAAAAAAAAGGAAAUCCUCAUGGAAAUAGUGGAAUUACUCUGAAUUUGACUUCGAGAUCGAGAACAACGUUUUGUUAUGAUGAGAGCGUGAGCUGGUUCACAGCUGAUUUAUUUAAAUACUUUCAUACUGAGAAAGAGCUCAGCUUGGUCUUUAGAGAGAAUAGCAACGUACACAAAGCAGUAUGUCGUCCACUGAAGAGCCGUCUGGCACGGUCCUGCACCGACUCAUCCAGGAGCAGCUCCGCUAUGGAAACCCCACAGACACUCGUACCUUACUAGCCAUCCAGCAGCAGGCUCUGCGUGGAGGCAGUGGAAGCAACAGCGGACCCAGCAGCGGGGGCGACAUGGGCAGGAGCCCACGAUCCUCUUUGGAGAGUCUCACCCAGGAGGACCCUACAUUCCCUCAGCUCUCCGCGAGGCAGGAGCCUCAGGGCCAGGAGCACCAGGGAGACUACCACCACUCAGAGAGUGGCUACCAGCUCUACCAGCUGCACGGGGAGGAGCUGCCGACCUACGAGCAGGCCAAGGCGCACUCGCAGUAUCUGGCCUCUCAUUGGGCCUCCACGGGUCCCAUCAGGCAGCUCCAUGAGGAGAAGCUCCUGCAAGAGGGGGCCUUCCAUGAGGAGGCAGAUUUGAUGGAGCUCAAGUGCAGCCAUGUGCGGUCACUCAGUGAACACCGCAUGCAGAUAUCUCUGGAGAGGAAUGAUGCAGCUGCCAAAGCAGAGGCCAUCAAGAGCACCUCUCACAGCUACCCGGAGCUACCUUACUACACCCCGCAAGCCCUCCAGAGCGCCGGGCCGACCCUGGGAAAGCGCAGCCCCCCUCCAGAGUACUCAGCCCCCACUCAGGGCCAAGGAUUUAUCCCCCACCAGGUCCAGGAGCCAGUGCAGGCACAGCAGCACAGGUAUGUUCAGUCUGGUCAGCCAGCUGAUGUCCCCUGCUACAACGCUUUCACCAGCCUGCCACCUGCUGGCUUGGAGGAGCCCAACCAGGUGGAGCUGUUGCUGAUGGAGAAUGAGAGGCUGAGGCAAGAGCUGGAGGCACACAGGGAGAAGACUGGCCGUAUUCAGAAGUUGGAGCAGGAGAUCCAGCGUAUUUCGGAGGCCUACGAGACACUGAUGCAGGGCAGCAGUAAGAGGGAAAACCUGGAGCAGACGCUGAGGAGGAGGCUGGUGGCUGAGAUCAGGAGGCUGCAGGAUUUCAACAGAGACCUCAGAGAAAACUUGGAGAACGCCAGAACGCACGUUGCAAAAGAAGUCGAAGCAGCCGACCACAACCAGCAUAUCAUGGCAAAACUCCUCGAGCAAAAUGAGGAGCAGAACUUUGAGCGGGAGCGCGCGGAGCGAGAGCUGGAGCGGCUGCGAGCAACGGCGGAGGAGCAGAGCCUCAAGGCGAAGCGGCUCGAGGAGGCCCUGGAGGCGGCCCGGGGACGCGGCCGCCAGCUCGAGGAGGAGCUGAGGAGGAAGAGGGCCUACGUGGAGAAGGUGGAGAGGCUCCAGAGCGCGCUGGCUCAGCUGCAGUCCACCUGCGAGAAGAGGGAGAGCCUGGAGAUGAAGCUCAGGACGCGACUAGAGCAGGAGCUGAGGAGUCUGAGGGCACAACAGAGGCAAUCCCAGCCACCAGGAGUGACCAUGAGCUCCCUCCAGGAGCGUCUGCGUGAGCGGGAGGAGCGAAUCCUGGCCCUUGAAGCCGACAUGGUGCGCUGGGAGCAGAAGUACCUAGAGGAGAGUACCAUGAGGCAGUUUGCCAUGGAGGUGGCUGCCACUGCUGCCGCCCAGAGAGACACCACCAUCAUCAACCACUCGCCCUGCCACUCCUCUAACAACAGUUUCAACGAGGACCUGCCAGUUGCCGACUACAGGAAUCAAGAGAUGGAGAACAGGAUCCGUGCCCUUUAUGCUCAGAUCUUAGAAAAGGAUGCUGUCAUUAAGAUCCUCAACCAGCGGCUGCACCAGGACCAGGGACGGAAGGAUGAGCAAAGUCCCCGGACGAACCUCCUGAACGUGGCGGGGGCACCGCUACGACCCGCCUCCUCCACUCCCUCCAUCAACACCCUCAAGAGCAACGCAAAGAGUCGAGGUAAGAGUCUCUCAGACGAUCAGACGCUGCCGAACCGUCAGUUCUCCGCUCAGUCUGAACCGGGAACGCUAGAGCGGCAGGUGGAGGGAACCAAAGCCAAAGAGGCUGCCAGCAGCACGACUAAGCUCCACAAUGACAAGGCAGCUCCAAAGAAGCUGCUGUUAAACCCUUUCAGAGGCCUGGAAGAGCUGGAGUCAGAGGCAGUGGAAAUCUUCAUUUAAAGAACUGAGAAGUGGAUUUUAAAUGAGAAAACAAAAGCAAUUCUGAGAAUCUGUGAAGAGUGCGAGUCUUUGAAUGGCGAGAGGAAGAAAACAUUGAAUACAAGAAUGUUGUGGAAAGAGGCCAAAGCAUAAAAAAAGGACUGUUUUCACAUUUUUACAGAGCUGUGCUCUGACUCACUUACUCUCACUGAGCUGGACAGCUGCAGGCAGUCUGCCCGGCUGGGUGAGAAAAGAUGAAUCUUCUGAGGUACUUGGACAGUAUUGUGGAUUGUAAUAGGGCAACAUGUUCUCAGAGAGUGUAUGCCAAAAUAUUUAUAGAAAUAUAUAUAUAUAUAUAUAUAUAAAAUAAUUGCUGCUUCCCACCCCCAUUCAUCACCCUCUUUAUCUCUUUUCCCAAUCCAGUGAAUUACAAAGCUACAUAUUUAUCUUAUCUGGUUUCCACAUUCCCCAAAUAUUAACUUAAGCCUCGUGUUCUUCUUCUAGAUAAAUAUUCAGUAAAAGGUUAUCUAUGUGACCUGCAUUCCCCUCCUCUCCAGAAAAUGUUGAUCUGAAUAACCUCAUUCCUAUCACAUGCAUAUUAUCUGUUUGGAAGACUUCCCUUUUGCUCAAUAAUUUAAGCUGAUAACACAUGAGACACUGCUGAUUUAAAUGCUCUCGCUGUCCAUAUUCAUUAAGCCCAAGUAGCUGGUUCUAUACAAGGCUCAGAGGAGUGCAAACAGUGAGAUGCAUAUAAUAUAUAAAUGACAAUUUGGUAUGUUUUUUUUUUUUUUUUUUGCCAAACUGACACAGACCUGGUGUUGUUUGUAUUUUUGGGAGGGUGAUGCAUCAUAGUGUUGAUUUCAUCAUCUGUGUGUGUGUGUGUGUGUGUGUUUUUUUUUUUUUUUUUAAAGACGUUUUCCUUCUCAGACUAUGUUUGCAUGUGUGAUUACAGUAUGUGAGUGUGUUUCCUGAUGUGGUGAUUCUGCUGGUUUGGAUCACCACUACGGGAUAAAAGUUGAAAACUAUACCGUGUUGGUUUCUUGUUUACUGUGAGCUUUGAACUAACAAACAGGUUAAUUAUUAUUAUUAUUAUUGUUAUUAUAUAUUUUAUACAGAUGUUUGUAUUGUUAUUUUAGAUAUAAUAGUGCUUUGAGCAGGACGCCAAAGAGUUUAAUGUUUGUAUGUUUGUCGUAAGUUAUGUGCCGACAAUCACGGUCAUGUCAAGCUGUACCCAACCAACCAAGUGUUGACUUCAAAACAGACAUUUCUGUGAACUUCAAACAGUAUGAAGGUUUUUACAGUUGAAUUCAUGCAACAUUUCAUAAAGCAAUAAAAUAUUCUAAUAUACAUUAA